AUGGCGGAGGGCUUGGUGCACAGAAGCGAAGGAAAGAACCUUUGGAAGACAGGUCUUGAUUAUUUCAAGGAGUUAGUAUCGAGAUCGUUUUUUCAAGAAUCAAGCAGCAACAGUUUGCGGUUCUCGAUGCAUGAUCUUCUGAAUGACCUUGCAAAGUCAGUUGCUGGCCCGACGCACUUUAGCUUAUCAGGGAGCAAUGAGAGUAAUGCAUCUUCAGCUCGUCACGCAUCCUUCAUUUCGAGCUAUGGAAUUGCAUCUGAAAGACUUAAGGUGUAUCGCAGUAUGAAGCGGCUAAGAAGCUUCAUCUCAUUGCAACCACGACCAAAGAAGUUCGCGAUGUUGCAUUUGUCCCAAAGCGUGCUAGGUGACUUGCUGUCGGACUUGAAGUAUUUGAAGGUGUUUUCGUUGAGUCAUUACUGCAUCAGCGAGGUACCAGACUGUGUAGGUAAAUUGAGGCAUCUGCACUACCUUAAUUUAUCUUACGCUGAGAUUGAAAGCCUUCCCGAAUCCAUCGGUGAGCUGUUGAACCUAGAGGCUUUGAUAUUACGGGGUUGUCCAUACCUUGCUGGAUUGCCUCAAGGUGUCGAGAAUCUGAUCAAUUUACGAUUUCUUGACAUUAGAGAAACUCAGAGCCUACAAGCUAUGCCACGACGUAUAGGUAACUUGGUGAAUCUUGAGAUUUUGUCCAAGUUUAUCGUGGGAACAGAGAACGGGCGGAGGUUAAAGGAGUUAAAACGCCUCGAGCACCUGAGAGGGGAACUGUUAAUCUCUGAGUUGCAUAAGGUAAAAGACGCUGGAGAUGCUAGGGAUGCUAAUCUACACAUGAAGCGUGGGAUUGACCGGUUAAUCAUGAAGUGGAGCAAACAGGUAAAAGACGCUGGAGAUGCUAAGGAUGCUAUUGAACGCAUGAAGAAUGGAAUUGACCAGUUAAUCACGAAAUGGAGCAAACAGGCAAUAUACGCUACAGAUGCUAAGGAUGCUGUUCUAUGCAUGAAGCGUGAAAUUGACCGGUUAAUCACUGGAGAUGCUAAGGAUGCUAAUCUACGCAUGAAGCGUGGAAUUGACCAGUUAAUCAUGAAAUGGAGCAAACAGAUAGAAGACACUGGAGAUGCUAAGGAUGCUAAUCUAUGCAUGAAGCGUGAAAUUGGCCGGUCAAUCAUGAAAUUGAGCAAACAGGUAAAAGACGCUGGAGACGCUAGGGAUGCUAUUCUACGCAUGAAGAGUGGAAUUGUCGAGUUAAUCAAGAAAUGGAGUGAACGCCUUGAAGAUUUGCGGAAAGCAGAGCUAGAGCUUGAAACGGAGGUCCUCGAAUUUCUUCAGCCUCAUAAAGACCUUCGAGAUCUCACAAUCUCCUACUACAGCGGCAUUGAAUUUCCUUUCUGGCUGGGAGAUCCUUUGCAUCUCAACAUAGUCUCUUUGCGCUUGUGUGGCUGCCGUAACGUUGGAUCAUUACCAUCACUCGGGCUGCUAACCUCCCUGAAAGAACUGCACAUCGAAGGUCUGAAUGCUGUGUGCACGGUGGGCUCCGAAUUUUACGAAACUACAGAGCCUUUUCCAUCCUUAACUACCUUGGAGUUCAAGGAUAUGUCAUUCUGGCAGGAUUGGACUCAUUUUGGUGGCACUGAGGAAAUAGAAGUGCCGUUCCCUUGUCUUCAGCAUCUGAUGGUCCACAAUUGUCCCAUGUUGAAGGGACGAUUGCCCGGAAAACUGGAUGCCCUCGUGAGGCUUGAAAUUGAUUCAUGUCCACUUCUGCAUGCCUCACCUGCCGUUAGUCUUCUGUCUCUCCGCGAGCUAUACUUCAGAAGCUGUAACGAGGUGACUUUUAAGAGCUUGGUUAACAUGACUUCUCUAACCACUCUUGCUGUCGAAAAUGUCGAGGGGCUCACUCGCUUUCCUCGUGGGUACACAAGAGCCUUGACCAAGUUAGAGAAGUUUGAGGUAAGAAGAUGCAAAAACCUGAUACACUUGUGGCAGGACAGAGAUUAUGUUCAGAAUCUUGCUUGUCUGAAGAGCUUAGAUGUCAUAAGUUGUCGUCAGUUCGUAUCUUUUAUAGCCAGAGAAAGUGAUAGAGAGCUGCCUAGCCGCCUUGAAGCUAUGAAAUUGAGUGAUUGCUCAAGCCUAGAGAAGCUUCCAGACAAGGUGCACAAUCUGGCCUCUCUUCGUAGCUUGAUCGUUCUCAACUGUCCGAAACUCCGGUCCUUUCCAGAGACUGGUUUGCCAGCAUCUAUGACAUCAUUGACCGUCGAAAACUGCCAGAAUCUCCAGCAUUUGCCCAUAGGCACUAAGAUUGGCAAUGAGACAUCUCGUCUGAGAGAAUUGAGAAUCUACAGAUGCGAUUCACUGCCUGAAUCGCCAUUCGGCAAGGGUGGACUACCAGAGACUCUCAAGGAACUUAAGAUUCAUAACUGCAGGGAAGUGAAGUCACUGGCAGAGAUAGUUGCGGACUCGGGCCACCAACACCACGUCCAAUGGCUUGAAGAUGUAAGAAUUUUCUAUUGCGAGCAAUUGGGAAGUCUGCCCCGGAGCCUGCACAAGCUCUCCCACCUCACUCGCUUGACGAUAUUCGGUUGUCCCGCUCUGGAGCUGGAGCACUUCCCUCCGCUUCCCGCCAGCAUAUCCGAGUUCAGCCUCUGGAGUUGCCCGAAUGUAAAAUCUCUACCUGAUAAAUUGCAUCACCUCACAUCCCUCCGGAGUCUAUAUAUUGUCGAUUGCAAGAACAUCAAACGCUUUCCCAGGGGAGGGUUACCUCCCAAUAUAGAGACCUUCGAGGUGAGGGUCUGCGUAAACAUGGAGCAGCAUAUGGAAGAGUGGGGCUUGCACACACUCGCGUUGCUCCAAUCUUUAUGGAUCGACGGGAGUGUCGGCGGACUUGGAGAUAUGGUGUGCUUUCCUCCAGACAGCGAUGGCAACGACCAUGAUCUCCUCCCUUCCUCUCUCACCUAUCUUAAUCUCUCCGACAUGAGGAGCCUAGAGAGUCUAUCAAGUGGCCUCCCUUGCUCUCUCCAGCGCUUGUACACUCGUGGAUGCCGGAAGCUGAGGUGCUUGCCCAAGGCCGGCCUUCCUUCCUCGCUUGAGCAUUUGUCCAUCAGCGACUGCAAACUUCUCGAAGAGCAAUGCUUAAAGCACGCCGGCAACUAUUGGCACCUCAUCAAAGAAAUCCCGACUAUCUACAUAAACAAUGAUCUGAUCUCAUGA
Messenger RNA from Eucalyptus grandis, 3195 nucleotides. Its product is annotated as putative disease resistance protein At3g14460. NCBI's taxonomy places the organism in Eukaryota, Viridiplantae, Streptophyta, Magnoliopsida, Myrtales, Myrtaceae. The coding region runs from base 1 to 3195 and encodes 1064 amino acids. The transcript has a single exon. The record is from RefSeq and is a predicted model, not a curated record.